Messenger RNA from Mycena citricolor, 3561 nucleotides. The record is from the annotation of a GenBank genome assembly. Lineage: Eukaryota; Fungi; Basidiomycota; Agaricomycetes; Agaricales; Mycenaceae.
AUGCCCUCGAACGCGAGCAGGUCCAGUCUCGGCAGCAACUUUGACGAUGACUUUGAGUUGGAUGAAGAUGGUUGGAAUAUUCUCCAGGAACUUGAAGCGAACGCAUCCCAGGCUUCAUCAUCAGCGAGCCCCACGAGGACGCGCUUCUCCGCCGAAGCCUGGCGGCUACGGAGUCCGCGGGUGGAUAACACACCCGCCACGCCGAGUACGAAUAGGAGGGCAGCUGCUCUCCAGGAUAGGACGCCUGCUACCCCGUCACCAGCCGUUCGUCAAUCGGCAUCGGGCGUUUCGCGGGCCUUGGCGCAGUCGCUCGACAGUGCAUCGUUGCAGGAUGACGGUUAUGCAGUCUCUCCGCACACCCCUUUGGCGCCUCUACGGCUGUUCUCGCGGGGUCGGCCACAGAUGCCUCCGCCGUCUCACAUUCCAGAACGACACUCUCUCCAGCCUACUUCGACUCAGUCGUCCUUACAAACCGAUGCGAGUGGUGAUUCGUUCUUUGCCGACUCACGCUCGCGCACUUCGUCGAUGUCUUCCGCCGAUCACUCGUCCUCCUCGCAAAGUUCUCCCCGAAAGCGCGCUGCGGGCGAGAGCGCGCUAUUUGGUGGUUCACCGUCCAAGGCCCGCAAGCUCAGCCCCGAUGCGAAUCCGCGAUGCGAUCCACCCGAGCCCCUAUUCUCGCUCACUUCGCUCUUCGAGGGCAAGCACGGCUGCGAGCUGCCUGCGCUAAUCAUCGCACACGAUACCACGGCGCAGAAGAUGUUUGACGAGAUCGGCGUGCCGUUGGGUGCGCAGUGGGAACUGGCACGGGGCGUCGUGGCCCGGAAGUGGACUUGGAAGAAAGUGGUCGAUAAACUGAAGCAGCAUCGCACCCUAUUCUUGACUGGCGACGCGAAUGCGAGUAUAAAGAUCGCUCCCAAUGUCGUCAACAUCAUGCUGGGCCGUGACGCGAAAGCGGUGAGCGCGAAAGAACUGCGCAUGUGGGCUGAAGUCGACCGGGAGAGUUACAUCCGCGGAAAAGUUCUCGACGGUCCGGCACUGGGUGCCUUGGAUGGGCCCAAAGAAAAUUACUACGGUGGCCAGAUCAGAUAUGGCGUGAGGCUGAGAGGGAAAGAAGGAAAGUACAAACUGCGUCUGGAGAAGCCAACGAAGGGUCGAUCGUUUCGCUUCGCCCGCGUUUUGGGAUCAGCCUCCGUUCUGCAUGUCUCACUUCCGGACAAGUUGGUCCAAAACGAGCCGGAACAACUCGCGGCCUUCUUCUCGCAGCGAUUCAUUUUGAACGGUCGCGUCUUCAUUGCCAUUCCCCCGAAAGAUACGAACUCGAUCUAUCUGAUUGAGACAGAGCAAGGGUGGGAACGGUCGAGUUUGAAGUAUUUUGGGGACCAACGGAGGGUCUCAUUUGACUCUUUUCUGAAAACCCACAAUCCCCCCGCUCUGAACAGCAAUCAGCCGUUUGCCAAGUACAUUGCGCGCUUUGCGCUGGGCUUGUCGACCUCGACCCCUGUUCUCGAGUUCCAGGAGGCAUCCAUCCACUUCAUUGACGACGUGAUCUCCUCCACUUGGAAGGGCACCGGGAAAGUUCCCGCUGAGCAAACAAUGACUGACGGCUGCGGAUUCAUCAACCAGGCGGGAUUCCGAAUCAUCGCCGCGCGGCUCGACUAUCCGACACCUCCUACGGCAGUCCAAGGACGCAUUGGCGGUAGCAAAGGACUGUGGACGUUGCACCCGUCGAACGCAGAUGCGGAACCCAAGAUUUGGAUCCGGGCGUCCCAGCGCAAAAUUCGCCUGGAAGGCUCGAGACGAGAACACCGUAUCUUUGAUCUACUGCGGGCAUCGCAUCCUCCAGCGAGCGAGACCCGUGAGUCUCUGUCCGAGCAGAGUAUCCUCUGUCUGUCACACAACGGAGUGCCAGAUGAAGUGUUCGUGAAAUUGAUGCUGGAUGGGUUAGCAGGCAGCGUCGAGCCGCUGCUGGAUUGGACGCCUGGAUCGAGAGCUGCUUUGUGGAGGGCUGUAGAGAAAGCAGGCAACGUGUCUAAUUCGAGGCUCCAGAGAUUCGCUGGCAGUCAGAGCCGCGUCCUUGGCUUGCGGGGCCGAGAUCCUGAAGAGAGUGUCGAGAAUGACGAAACCGAGGAAUCGUCAUUGGCCGUCGAAGACGACGACGAGAAAGAUGAUUACGACGACGAUAAUCCACGUUCGCUCGCUGAAGAUGGCAGGGAUCUGGCUGGUGGUCCAUUAAGUCUGCAUGAACGGACUGUAGAGCUCAUCCAGGCUGGUUUUAGCCCGCGCGAAGACGAGUACCUGAAUACCAAACUACGCUGGAUCGUCAAGAACGAGAUCGCUGCUGUUGUAGACCGCUGUCGUAUCUCUCUGCCAGCCUCGACGGCGGCUGACGGGUUUGUCAUUCCCGACCCUCUCGAUGUGCUGAGGGAGGGCGAGAUCUACUUUCGCGCUUCAAAUGGGAUGGUCAAUGCUGAGACGCAGGAGUGCAUUCAGACGCUGACCGGCCGUGUGAUUAUUAUGACGGAGGUCUACACGGUCAUCUUUACGUGGCUUCAAUCCUUGUUGGAUCAUUUCAGAAACAGUCCACUCGCAGCCGCCCCUCCCGACCUGGAUGAUUGUUUCGAGCGGAAUGUCAAGUCUGUGACGGCAUUGGAAACUGAGCUGGCUUUUAUGGAUCCUGUGGCAGCCCAACGGGAGUUCCAGCGGCAUCUACUCACGGGCUUGAAGGCAACGCAAGUUGGACUGUAUUCCUUCUUUCAUGAAAACGCGAUUUACAAGCAUGGAUAUGAUCAUCCCGAGGCUAUUCUGAUGGCUCAUAUCGGAAACACGCUUUUGGAUGCCGGGAAGACUGGACUCACGUUGAAAGACGAGGUGUUUCAGGCUCAUAGGUCCCGGCACGGAGAGAGGAUACGCUUGAGUGGAUGGAAAGACCAUGGCCGCGCUGACGGCGAUCGUUUUCUUUUGAGGAAGCUGAUGGACGAAGGGAGAGCUAUGGGAGAUGAAUUGCUCCGAAAGUUCGACAUUGACUGUGGCCGACUGACCGGAGACAGCUACCAAGCGUUCUCAAAAGACCUAGCACUUCUCUUGCCGUGGAAGAACGCGCUUGCAAAAGCCGAGAAAGCAAACAAGACAUGCGCACCUUGGGCUCAGAGCUACGCCGAAGAUCUGGACUUAUUGAAGAAACGCGUCGAUCAGGCACACGUCAAGUUCAGACAAAUCAAAGCAGCCGGUGACCAGUACGGGACCAACAACCAGCCGAACAGACAGACGGUGUUGCUGAAGGCACAAGCCCUAUUCCAGCACGACGAAGAUCCGGACGACGUGGAGCUACGGCUGAUUGAUUCCCGCCAGCGGAAGAUCUUAAAGGCGUCUUACGCAUAUAGCCGACAGACUGGAUUCGGGUUUGACAUGGCAUUCAGAGAACUGUGUCAAAUCAAAGCCGAGUCGACUACGGGCGGAAAUGCGCCUGUGUCCCGGCUUUUUGACGAGGUGAAAAGUGUUUCUCGAGCUGCUGCUCGGGCGACAAAAGACGGGGACUGCAGCAUAGAUGAGUUGUGGUCUUGA